Molecule: messenger RNA, 3228 nt
Organism: Pogoniulus pusillus (Red-fronted tinkerbird)
Lineage: Eukaryota; Metazoa; Chordata; Aves; Piciformes; Lybiidae
Gene: CCDC71L
Product: coiled-coil domain containing 71 like
Exons: 1
Coding region: 173-1018 (281 amino acids)
Source: RefSeq, a predicted model, not a curated record
GACUUACAGCGCCAUUUUGUGCUGGGCGGCAGGAUAUCGAUCGCCGCUCCGCCACCGGCGCGCAGCUGGCGGAGUGUGGUGAGGCGGCGGGCGACACCUUUUCGCAGCUGUGCUUUCUCGGCGUCUGCCGUCUCCCCCCCGCCGCAGCCCCAUACGCUCUUCCUCUGCCUCCAUGACCCGCAGUAGGAAGCAGGCGGCGCUGGAGAGAGGAGCCGCGAAGAUGAACCAAGAGGCAGGGAGCGCCGCGGCUCCGGCCGCAGGAGCGCAGGCGACGGGGGCAGCCGACGGCGGAGCGGCUCCUGCCGCCUGGAGGCUGGAAGGGGAAGCGGAGAAAGUUGUGUACUCGCGCUCUCAGAUCUCCUUCGCCGGCACCAAAGCGCUGGGCGACGCCCUCAAGAUCUUCAUGCCGAAGUCUACAGAGUUCAUGAGCUCCGACUCGGAGCUUUGGAACUUCCUCUGCAGCCUCAAACACGAGUUCUCUCCAGUUAUCCUUCGCAGCAAGGACGUUUACGGAUACGCCUCCUGUCGCGCCGUCGUACCCGAUCCCCCACCGCCCUCGGCGGAACGGCCCCGCCGCCGCACCGGCAAACGGCGUUUCCCGGCCGCCGACACCAAGCGUCGGGCCGCGGCGGUGGGUGGCAACGCCAAGCGGCGGAGGCGGCGGCGGCGCCGCAGGAGGGGUCGGGAGAGGCAGCGGCAAGUGACCGCGGCUUCAGCGGCCGGCGGCCCCCGCGGCGAGGAGGAGACGGCGGAGUUGGGGCAGCCAGGCAACGAGGCGGACAGUGAGCAGGACAGCGCGGCGGAGGGCGCCACCUGGGAGCCCUUCGGCCGCAAGUCGCUGGAGGAGAUUUGGAAGGCGGCCACCCCCCGUCUCACCACCUUCCCCACCAUCCGGGUGCGGGGCAGCGUUUGGAGCCGGCGGAGCCUGGCGGCGGUGCGGCGCCGGGCGCAGCGGAUUCUUGGCGUGGACCUGUCUCCCGUGGUGCGGCUGCGCCGCUUCCCCGUGGCGACGUCCUGAGGCCGCAGGGAGGCCUCUCUCCCCGACGCGGGAGGGGGCAAAGCUGGCGCUUUAUACCUUCGCCGUGGUGCGGAUAAAGAGACCGAUAUCAGUCGCCUGUUUACAUUGCUUUUGUCGGGAUCGCGUUCUGCAGCACUUUAUGGCUCGGUUGCUGGGGGGAGGGGGGACCGGCCCCCCAAGAUGCAUUGGGGGCAGCCUGCCGGGCCGCCGUGCAGCCGGGGUCCGGCCUCGCCCAAGACCGGGCUGCGGUGCGUCUCCUCGCCGGGGCGCCGAAGGGUGCGAAGGACCAUUAGACAGGUAUCACGCGUGGGGACCAAGUUCCACUUUUUUAUCUCCCGUUGGGCUACCUCACUGGUCCAGAUGUCCACCCAUGACGUUAAUUUCCAAAGCAACUUUCCAUGCUUGUAUAAUAAAGCACCAUCUGAUUCUUGCUAUUUUCCCCCCCCCCACCCCUUUCCCAAUGGAUUAUGUAUGCUUUGUGGUGUUGCACUAGUAUGUGCUCAGGGUAUUUUGAAUCCCAGGCAUUCCCAAGUUUCGGUUUACUCUGGUCAAGGAUGCAUAACGAAUGGAAGUUCAAGACUCGUGGCUGUUCUUGAUGGUGCAAAACUGUUUUUUAAGGAAAAAAAAAUCCAUCAGCUUAGUGAUAUAUAAAGAUGUAUUGCGCAGCAUAAUUGUUACACUUUUGUAUCUGAAGUAAUUUUUCAAGUUUUUUCUAGUUGAACUAAGUAUUUGUUUCUAUUGAGCACCUAAAUAUAGAAUCAUCCUGAUAUUUUAUAAGCCUCUUUACUUUAGGAAAGCUCAUUUGGUUAACCUAAGUGAACUUAAUAAAAGUGAAAGAACAAGUGGCUUUUUCAGUCCAGUGAAACUGCACAGGGAUGCUUUCUUUGUACCAUCUAGGCACUUGAUGUAAACAAGCUUAGCGUUUGAAUAAUGUAACUGCUCAUCUAAGCAGUGUGGAGGUAUCUGAAGGUGAGUUCUGAUUAAAUGGUAAUGUUGGCACUGACAGCCAAGAGUCAGUAGCUGGCAAGAUGCAAAUGCCAUGUUGAAGUGCUUCUGUGCAAAAAGAGCAAGACUCAGUACAUGACCACUUCAUAACAAAAUGGCACUGGUUGUCAUCCUGGGGUUAUGAGAUGAGGGAAGAUCAUAUUUACCAUAAUUACUUGCAUGUAGUUUAUAAACCUCUCCUGGGUUGUGCAGUAGACUGAUGCAAAAUUCGUGAUGUAGCUUGAUUAUUUUGGUUUAAAAUUACGACAUCAAUCUACAUGAUAGGCAGUCUCUUCAUAAACUGAUUUAUUAAGGGCUUUCUUUAGGUCUUAUGCCUUGUGGUUGGUGUGUGAAGGGCAAAGGGGUGUGUGUGUGUGUCUGUGUGAGAAUGUGAUUUAUUUAAAACUUUUAAGUCUUGGGAGGGAAAUAAAUGCUUGGUAAUAGUUCAAGCCUCUAGUAUCCUGGCAAAUGAGACUUACACCAAUUUCUGCAGUAUAAUGAAGAAUACCAUCACAACUUGUUAUGGAAUAUUUUGGUGACUUUCUGAUGGCUGUCUACUGCUUCUUGCCUGCUGUUUGCAGAGGCAAUACAAUCAUCUGAUGUGUAGAGGAUGACUGUAAAGACUUCUUAUCGCUAACCUAAAGCAGCCCAUUCUAAAGCCUGUUUUAUAUGUUAUUUAUGUUUUAUUCCUUGAAGCAAAUAUCCAUCAGACUUGAAAUUGUUUACAUAAUGUUAGGCUGCCUGCUGAUUGCUGCAGUAGUGCCACGUCACAUUUCAGAAGUAAAUUAGGAAAUGAAAGUUCAAGGGUGCAUAUUGUGCUGUUUUUCUGGCUAUAAUACUUGGCUAAAUAUAAAGCUGAAAUUGUGUUGAUUUAGGACAAGCUGCAGUGUGACCAAAUGCUGAGGCUCCAAGUUGUUGUUUUUUUUUUUUUUUUUUUGUUUAGCAGUUCAGAAUUACAAUUUAAGAGUAUCACCACUAGUUCUCAAAGUAUAUAGUUGACUUCAAGGCUCCUACUUUUAGGCUACUUUUUAAUACGAUUUUGAAAUAACCUGUAUGGAAACAUGAUAAAAUUGUCAUGUGCAGAUUCUCCACUUAACCCAUAAACAGGCACGGGGCAGUAGAUCUAAUUUUAAGGGUAGUUAAUGCAAUAGGAGGCACUCUUAAAUCUCUGGAGGCUUAUCCUGAAAUGUUCUUUGUGGAUACAAAAUAUAGUGAAGUAACUUGAA